Molecule: messenger RNA, 966 nt
Organism: Coprinopsis cinerea okayama7#130
Lineage: Eukaryota; Fungi; Basidiomycota; Agaricomycetes; Agaricales; Psathyrellaceae
Exons: 3
Coding region: 1-966 (321 amino acids)
Source: RefSeq, a predicted model, not a curated record
AUGUUACCAACAGAACUAGUUCGCAAGGACGAGCUUGCCGAUUCAACAACCCUAUUGUCCUUGUCGAACGCGACUCAAGACUGGCUUCUACCAUUUCACUACCAUUCCGUAUCGUUUGCCCGGUCGAAACAGCUUGAAUUGUUCCACAGGAUACACGACGUCCCCGACGCACGAGUCUCCAGACGAUUUGAGCUCGUCCGAAACCUCUACAUUGGCCCCCGACCAGGUCAUCAUGUCGAAUCGGAUUUGCAUUACCAUGGAGGAGAUGCCUGGCCCUUGACCAUCCUUUUCCAACUGUUCCAGAAAUGGACGCGGCUGGAGACGUUGAUUCUGGUCAACCUACCUCAGAGCGACUGGGUGAGACUGGAGAAUGCAAUCCCUGCUUCCUUGAGGCAUCUCACCAUGGGCCCAGUACACGGACCGUUCAUUCCAAGCGACCUCAGAAAUCGUCCUCCCAUCGAAAGCUUUACGAGUAUCGCUACGUUCAUGCGUCUAGAGGAAAUCCAAGACGUUGUGAAUUAUCCGACCUUGAAGACCUUCCGACGCUUGAUCUCAAACCACGACUUUACAGUGUCUGUUAUGGCCCCUUCAGAACUCACCGCCCUCACACUUCCGUCGAGCCUCGAGACAUUCGACGUGAUCAUCGUUGGGAAGGAAGCGACGUCGUCUUUGGAGUCGACAAGGGAAGAGAUCGCUCAGCGGUUGCUGCAAUCACUGGAUGAUUCGAGGGUUCAAGUUCGCUCGAUAGAUGUGCAUGAUCCUCAUUUCCAGGGUCGUUCAGAAGACACUGCAUUCCAGGACCAAGCCCUUGUCGUGGAGCAUUUAUGGCGGAUCCCACUGGCCGAGUUCCUGGGCAAUCGUGAUCGCUACUUCUCCCUCCUCGAUGAGACGCCACGUCAACCCAAAGUUGAAGAGACCCCCUCGACUCCCCUUAGUGAUCCUACUCCUGGAUCAGUAAUCCACUAA